Molecule: messenger RNA, 1678 nt
Organism: Papaver somniferum (opium poppy)
Lineage: Eukaryota; Viridiplantae; Streptophyta; Magnoliopsida; Ranunculales; Papaveraceae
Product: probable WRKY transcription factor 41
Exons: 3
Coding region: 477-1517 (346 amino acids)
Biological process (GO): regulation of DNA-templated transcription
Cellular component (GO): nucleus
Molecular function (GO): transcription cis-regulatory region binding; DNA-binding transcription factor activity
Source: RefSeq, a predicted model, not a curated record
CUUGGUAAAAUAUUCAGUUUAUCAAACUUCUCUCGAGUCCAAUUCAUACUUACCCUCUCUGCCUUCAUGCAAAUCAUUAACUAUCCAUGGUUUUUUUCCAAUGAAAACUAGUACUCACCACACACACCAGUCACCACCAUCCCUUUCUAGAUAGCUGAUAAAGUCAAUAUCCAAAAGACAGACAAGCUACCCAUUUCAUAUUUCAACUUGAACUUCCAUCUUAGGCUUGAUCGUUAAUUCACUAGGCUCAUACCCUAUACUAUGAGAUCUUUGAGAGUGAUCCUCAUCACCAUAGAAAAGUAGAAAAUACAACCUUCAAUUUGUCUUGCUUUUGACUUUUGAAUCAGGCAAGGCUCCAAUAUAUUAGGAGAUACUACUCUGAGUGCUGAAUCCAACAUUCUUCAAGCAUUUUCCAUCCUUUUCUCCGUUGUUUGUUGAUUUCUUUAGAUCUAAAGUUUUGUGUUGAAGUUACAAAGAUGAGUGACAAAAGUAAUGAGAUGAUGCUUGGAUUAGAUCACAAGCCUCUGAUUAUGAAUGAGAUAAUCCAAGCAAGAGAGUUAGUAAAGGAGCUACAAACUCAGCUUAACCCUAUUUCAUCUUCUUCUCGGAAAGUGCUAAUAACAAGGAUCUUAUCUUCCUUUGAAACUUCCCUUUCGAUGCUAGAUCGAGUCAAGUUGGAAAAUGAAUCAGGUCAUGUCACUGGAAGAUCUAUAAGCGAUUGUGAGUCGGAUCUCUCCGGAGAUGGUUCAAGAAAGAGAUGUCGGAAAAAGUUGACGCGAUGGACGCAAAAGGUGCGAGUUUGUGAGCAAACAGGGCUCGAAGGACCCAUAGAUGAUGGAUAUAGUUGGAGAAAAUAUGGACAGAAAGACAUCCUUGGUGCUAAGUACCCUAGAGGUUAUUACAAGUGUACUUUUCAAAAAAAUCAAGGUUGUUCGGCAAUGAAACAAGUUCAACGAUCCGAAUUAGACUCGUCUAUCUUCAAUGUUACAUAUAUAGGAAGACAUAGUUGUGUUGAAGGCUCAGAGUUAGUAUCACCAGAGAAAUGUUCACCAAUUAAGCAAGAAGCCAACAACCAUAUUAAUAAUCAAGAGUCAAGGGAGAAAAAAUCGCCACAAGAGACAUUUAUAAGCUUUCAAACGUCUAGUUACCAUCGAGUUGUGAAAGAGGAGAAAGAUUUUGGAAACCAUAAAGAACUCGAUUCGUUUCCUUCUUUCUCUUUCCCACCUUUGAAAGUUGAGAACCACUUCUUUGAAACUACUAGCACUAAUUCUUCUCCUACGUAUAUCAGUACCCCGACAACUGCAGAGUCGAAGUCGAACUACAAUCUUGAAGGUAGAAGUGGUGAACAGAACACAUUUGAAAAUACUGCUGAUUCUCAUGACUCUAAAAUAGAUGAAAUGAUCGUUUCAUCACCAGAAGCCCAUGCAAUUUCCGCUGCAAAUGAUUCUCCCACGACUCUAGACUCAUGUUGGGAUUGGGAUUUCCUCGUAGAUUAUAGUCCUUCACAUUUCCUAUAAUAUUGAUCCUCUUCACAUCUUCCUUUCUAGUUAUGUGUAUUAAAAGUAGAUUCUCCCACGACUCUAGACUCAUGUUGGGAUCUGGGUUUCCUAGUAGAUUAUAGUCCUCCACAUUUCCUGUGAUAUUGAUCGUCUUCCUGUCUUACUUUCUAGUAAUGUGC